GAAGCCACCACGCGCGUGGCUUGCGUGGUCACCGGCAGGUGGGAGAUUUUGGGGGGCUAUUUCGCGGCCGGCAAGGGCCGGGCAUCGUUUAGUCUAGCAUGAGACUGUGGAGGGUGAGCAUCCGAGUUUUCACACGCUAAAGGUGCUGAAGGGGACCACGCACACCGGGGAUAACAUCAACCCAGGCAGCGGAACAGCGUCAACAGCAUGUUCAAGACCAGCUACCUGCGCGAAGUGCGCAAGGAAAAGUAUGAGCGCUCCGACGUUUUUGAGGAGCCCUCUAGUUCGGAUGCAUCAGCCGGUGCCUCUGCUAUCCAGGGAUGGGAGAGCCUCCAGGAGCUCAACAGCCGUUUUGCCCGUUACAUAAACCGGGCGCGGGUACUGGAGCAGCGUAACGCCGUGUUCCGUAAGCAGCUGGAAACGCUACAGCGCAUGGAAGAGGCCAGCGGCCUGGAAGAGGCCUUUACUGAGCAGAUCAAUCUCAACCGCCAGCGUAUCCGCGAGCUCUCAGCAGACCAUGCAAAACUCAACCGCGAGCUGAAAGAUGCUUGCCGUAUGCUGGAUGAGUAUACCAACAAAUAUAGAAAUGAAUGUGAAUAUCAGGAGCAACUUCGAGGCACAUUGGAACAACUCAACAAGGAAGCAGACUCUGCUCUUCUGGGCAAUCUGGAGUAUCAGAUUCAGUCCCAGUUUCUUCAGGAUGACAUCAACUCUACCAAAGACAGACACAAGAAGGUCAGUGAUGUAAUAGUCAGCAAACUUUAG
Molecule: messenger RNA, 765 nt
Organism: Osmerus eperlanus (European smelt)
Lineage: Eukaryota; Metazoa; Chordata; Actinopteri; Osmeriformes; Osmeridae
Product: filensin
Exons: 3
Coding region: 208-765 (185 amino acids)
Biological process (GO): lens fiber cell development
Cellular component (GO): intermediate filament; cytoplasm
Molecular function (GO): structural constituent of eye lens
Source: RefSeq, a predicted model, not a curated record